This is a messenger RNA of Neoarius graeffei (lesser salmon catfish), 971 nucleotides long. RefSeq names its product proteasome activator subunit 2 (gene psme2). Gene Ontology annotation, biological process: regulation of G1/S transition of mitotic cell cycle; regulation of proteasomal protein catabolic process; positive regulation of endopeptidase activity. The coding region runs from base 116 to 841 and encodes 241 amino acids. Gene Ontology annotation, cellular component: proteasome activator complex; cytoplasm; nucleoplasm. The transcript has 11 exons. Lineage: Eukaryota; Metazoa; Chordata; Actinopteri; Siluriformes; Ariidae. Gene Ontology annotation, molecular function: endopeptidase activator activity. The record is from RefSeq and is a predicted model, not a curated record.
GGAAAGCGAAAGUACACGAGGAAACGGUCGGAAAAGUCCCGCAGCUCAGAUCAGCUCAUCUCACUGUAGUCACCUCACAUCUCAUCAGACUUUUACUGCCAGACCCUCCUCAACAAUGUCCAAGUUUAAGAUCAGCCCUGACAACGAGCUCAAGGUUCAAAACUACCGCCAUUCACUGUAUCAGAAGGCAGAAGAUCUUUUCUCUAAUUAUAUUCCGAAGAAGAUUUCUCAGCUGGACAAUCUGAUUCAGGGGGAAGAACUGUGUAUCACGGAUCUCUCUUCCCUCCAUGCGCCGCUUGAUAUUCCCAUUCCUGAUCCUCCAAGCCCAGAAGAUGAGGAAAUGGAGACCGAUAAGAAUGAAGAAGAGGAGAAGAAGAAGAAACGUCCUGUGUGUGGUUUCAUCAAAGGAAAUGAGAAGAUCAUGAAUCUGCUGGACGUGGUGAAGCCUGAGAUCACGGGUCUUAAAGAGACCUGCAUCACUGUUUCCUGCUGGAUUUCACUCCUGAUUCCUAAGAUAGAGGACGGAAACGACUUUGGAGUCGCAAUUCAGGAGAAGAUCCUGGAGCGAAUUGCAGCUGUGAAAACCAAACUGGAGGGAUUUCAAACCAACAUUAACAAGUAUUUCUCAGAGAGAGGCGACGCAGUAGCCAAAGCCUCUAAAGAGACACAUGUGAUGGACUACCGCUCACUCGUCCAUGAGAAAGAUGAAGCAGCAUACUGCGAGAUCCGUGUCAUCUUACUCGACAUCCGCGGAUACUACGCGGAGCUGUAUGACAUCAUCAGUAAGAACCUGGAGAAGGUGGUGAACCCAAAAGGAGAAGAGAAACCCUGCAUGUACUGAGUGCUCACACACCUGUCUCGCUUCUUGCCAGUUAGAAAUCCUGAUUCUACUGGAUGGCUCUGACCCAUCACAACUACACACUGUAAAGACACUCAUGUCAAUACCAAUAAACCAUAGCGUUUGAUAUUUA